AGAGAGAGAGAGAGAGAGAGAGUUAGAUAGAGAGUUGGUCUGAGAAGAAAGGAGGCAAACUAUGUUCUACGACUUCUCCAAAGGGAACAGGCAAAAACUAUAUAAUCUGCUGAAGUUUAGGAGGAAGUAAAUACUCCUUAAAGACCAGACUCGAUGGGCUGAAUGGCCUACUUCUGGCUCCCUUGUCUUGUGACCUUGUGAUCUUGUGAGAGAGGAAACUAGUUUCUGCCGUCUACAGGGAUGAACGCUGUGAGUUGAAGACCUCUUUGCUUUCAACCUCCAGAUAUUAUUGACUUUUAGUGAGGUUGUUGGUGUUUCUCCCACCUUCAUAAGUUCUAAUAAUGGCACGUUACAGAUACUUCAUAUUUAAUCAGCGUGGUGUGAUUCCACUGGGAAUUUUGCAGAUAGCUUGUUCUACUGUCUGUGUCGUAUGUGGCUUCAUAGAUGGAUUAAUGAGGAAAGAUUCAGUGCUCCGCAGGACUAGAAUACCCAUCUGGACAGGCAUGGCAAUGGCAUUUCCAGGAGUUCUGGCAUUAUUUUCCUCUCAGAAAAAGAAUCCCAUUCUUGUGCAUGCUAUGAUUGCCUCAGCUGUACUUUCUUGGAUAACCACAACUGUUUUAAUCAUAUAUGCAGCAUUGACAUUGAGCUAUGGUGAAGAUGAUGAUGAAGUAUUCCAACAUAAACCCAGCGAUGUCAUACAUUUGGAAUACAUACUUGGUAAACUUGUUCAAGGAGCCAAUAUGACCAUAUUAAUGGCAUCUGUGGUUGGUAUUCUGAUGACAACCAUCAUAGCAUAUCUUGGUUGUCGAAGCCUCCCCAUCUGUGGGUGCUAUGACAGUACAACUGGAAUGCAGGCAUUGAUGACAGAAGACCAUCAGCCUCAGAUGAUUGAGUUAGUCAGUAACUGGCAAAGUGGCAGUGGUCAGCGAAUUCUAAAUGAUCCAGUGCAAUAUGAUGGGAUUGGAGAGAGAGAGGAAGCAGAGCUGACAUCAAAGACAGCAGAGCUGACAUCAAAGACAGCAGCCUAUGUGCCACUUGCUUAAAAUCAACUUUAAUUACUGUGGUUGCUUUAUUUGCUGGAAGAUGAAGAAUGUUUCCUUUUAUUGGAUUUCAUUGACAAGAAUUUGAAUCUAAGGAAAAUUGAUUAAUUAAGUUUACCAAGAUAUACUCAGCUUGGAAUAGUUUUUGCACACAUCAUUAUUAUUAUGGCAGUCAUUACUGAGACUUGACAUUAGUGCUGAGUAUAUUACUCAUGGCAAUUGUGAGAAAAUUCAAUUGAAUAACUCGAUAUUUUGCCAUCUUGAAGUCUUUUUAUAUGAUUUUAUUGCUGAGAGGUAGUGUGAUUUCCAUGUUACUGCUUAUCUAGCUAGUCAUUGAGCAACAAAAAUAAUUGUCAUAUCCAUUUUGAAAAAAGUGCAAUAAUGAAGUGUUUAUGCUUUUUUUAUGUAUAAUAAAUCAUGACCUUAAGUACA
Messenger RNA from Pristis pectinata (smalltooth sawfish), 1472 nucleotides. RefSeq lists its product as uncharacterized. Gene Ontology annotation, cellular component: membrane. The record is from RefSeq and is a predicted model, not a curated record. The transcript is spliced from 8 exons. NCBI's taxonomy places the organism in Eukaryota, Metazoa, Chordata, Chondrichthyes, Rhinopristiformes, Pristidae. Bases 342 to 1043 code for a protein of 233 amino acids.